AGGGUGUAAACAUGGCGGCGGCCUUGGGGGAAGAUGAAAUAGACAACGAUGAUUAUUAUUCUCUCCUUAACGUCAGGAGGGAGGCCACACAGGAGGAGCUGAAGGCGUCCUACCGUCGGCUGUGCAUGCUCUAUCACCCUGACAAGCACAGGGAUCCAGAGCUGAAGAGGCAGGCGGAACAGCUGUUUAACCUGGUGCACCAGGCUUAUGAAGUCCUCAGAGAUCCCCAGUCCAGGGCCAUCUAUGACAUUUAUGGAAGGAGGGGGCUGGAGGUGGAGGGAUGGGAGGUGGUGGAGAGGAAGAAGACGCCGGCGGAGAUCCGCGAGGAGUUCGAGCGCCUGCAGAGGGAGAGAGAGGAGAGGAGGCUUCAGCAGAGAACCAACCCCAAGGGGAUGAUCAGCGUGGGCGUGGAUGCCACUGACCUCUUUGACCGUUAUGAAGAGGACUAUGAGGACAUGCCUGGGGGAGGCUUUCCACAGAUUGAAAUCAACAAGAUGCACAUAUCGCAGUCCAUAGAGGCCCCACUGACCACCAAGGACACGGCCGUCCUCUCUGGGUCCCUCUCCACGCAUAACGGCAACGGAGGAGGCAGCAUCAACGUGGCCCUGCGCCGCGUGACCUCCGCCAAGGGCUGGGGCGAGGUGGAGUUUGGUGCGGGGGACACACAAGGGCCCCUCUUCGGGAUGAAGCUCUUCCGUAACGUGACACCACGCUUCUUUGUGACCGCGCAGUGCGGGAUGCAGUUCUCCUCGCGUGGCGUGCGGCCCGGCGUUACCACGGUGCUAGCGCGGCACCUGGACAAGAACACCAUGGGCUACCUGCAGUGGCGCUGGGGCACCCAGUCAGCCAUGAACACCAGCAUCGUGCGGGACACCAAGACCAGCCACUUCACUUUCGCCCUGCAGCUGGGAAUCCCUCACUCCUUUAUGAUGAUGAGCUACCAGUACAAGUUCCAGGAUGAGGACCAGACCAAGAUCAAGGGCUCCGUCAAGUCGGGUUUCUUCGGCACGGUGGUGGAGUAUGGCGCGGAGCGGAAGAUCAGCCGGCACAGCGUGCUUGGGGCGACCGUCAGCAUAGGGGUCCCGCAGGGGGUCUCCCUCAAAAUCAAGCUGAACCGGGCCAGUCAGACGUACUUCUUCCCCAUCCACCUGACGGACCAGCUCCUGCCCAGCGCAGUCUUCUACGCCACCGUGGGCCCGCUGGUCGUCUACCUGGCCAUCCAGCGGCUCAUCAUCGUUCCCUACGUGCGCGCACAGAAGGAGCAGGACCUGGAGAAGCAGCGGGAGAGCCUGGCCUCGGACAUCGCCCAGAAGAAGCAGGAGGCGGAGACCGCUGUCCUGCUGAUGCAGGAGUCCGUGCGCAGGAUCAUUGAAGCAGAGGAGUCGAAAAUGGGUCUGAUCAUCCUGAAUGCCUGGUAUGGCAAAUUUGUGACUGACAACAGCAGGCGGCACGAGAGGGCGAAGGUCAUCGACGUGACGGUGCCCCUGCAGUGCCUGGUGAAGGACUCCAAGCUCAUUCUCACAGAGGCCUCUAAGGCGGGCCUUCCGGGAUUCUACGACCCCUGCGUCGGCGAGGAGAAGAGCCUGAAGCUGCUGUACCAGUUCCGUGGUGUGAUGCACCAGGUCCUGUCCGGUGACACGGAACCACUCAGGAUACCGAAACAAUCACACAGGAUAGACGCUGAAACUUAGGAGCCGCCUCUCCACCUGGCCAGAACGGACAGGGCGAUGGACAGACAGACAGACACACACAAUGCAGACAGAGAAGGACGGG
Molecule: messenger RNA, 1773 nt
Organism: Megalops cyprinoides (Indo-Pacific tarpon)
Lineage: Eukaryota; Metazoa; Chordata; Actinopteri; Elopiformes; Megalopidae
Gene: dnajc11b
Product: dnaJ homolog subfamily C member 11
Exons: 16
Coding region: 12-1691 (559 amino acids)
Biological process (GO): cristae formation
Source: RefSeq, a predicted model, not a curated record